CGGGCGAGCUUUGCCAGAUUACCCCGAGCCUUUGGGAUCUCCGGAGCCGGGAGCGCUGCGGGAGGAGCACGGCCAGGCCAGGCUGCAGCCGCGGCCCCGUUUCUCUGCUGCCGGCAUUCCCAAACCAGCCCAACGGAGCCCUCGGAGAGCGCCAUGGACGAGUGGGAUCUCCCACAAUGGAAAAAAGAGGUGGAAAGCCUCAAGUACCAGCUGGCCUACAAGAGGGAGAUGUCCUCCAAGACCAUACCUGAGUUCGUGAAGUGGAUCGAGGACGGGAUUCCCGAGGAUCCCUUCCUGAACCCGGAGCUGAUGAAGAACAACCCCUGGGUGGAGAAAGGCAAAUGCAUCAUCCUCUGAGCUCCAGUUCCAACAGCAGAGCCCGAGCACAACCCUGCCCUGCCCCCUUCCCUCGCUGGUAGCUGUAGAAGGGGUUUUAGACGUGGGGGGACACGGGGGAGCCCCCCAGGAUGGGCAGCCUGGGGGGCAGGAGAGCAAAAGCUGCUCCAGGGCUUCGCUGCAGCUUCCUCCCGAAAAAGGCAGAUUUUUGCAACUUGUAUAGAAGCUUUUUAUAAAACCCCCCAUUUUUAGUGAUUUUAGAUACUUUUGUACACUGUAGGACAUCGUUUCACAGCAAACCAGGCAGAAUCUGACACCUCAACGUUUAUGACUGAA
This is a messenger RNA of Passer domesticus (house sparrow), 672 nucleotides long. It is a transcript of the gene GNG13, whose product is annotated as G protein subunit gamma 13. NCBI's taxonomy places the organism in Eukaryota, Metazoa, Chordata, Aves, Passeriformes, Passeridae. The coding region runs from base 154 to 357 and encodes 67 amino acids. Gene Ontology annotation, molecular function: G-protein beta-subunit binding. Gene Ontology annotation, cellular component: heterotrimeric G-protein complex. The record is from RefSeq and is a predicted model, not a curated record. Gene Ontology annotation, biological process: sensory perception of taste; phospholipase C-activating G protein-coupled receptor signaling pathway. The transcript is spliced from 3 exons.